UGUACGUGUGGGCUUGGGCAACCCUACUGAUUCAAUGUUUGCCAACUCGAUUCAGGGCAACUCAGCUGUUGAGACAACUGUACCAGCAUGGCAACCAUGACGAUCCAACUGUCUGCAUAAAAUAGAAAAAGACAAAUUGACAAGGUUGAGACAAGAAGUCCAUUGACAUGAUUGAUGGUUGACACAUGGAGAUCAACUCGACCUUGUGUGUUUGUGUGUGUGGAUUAGCCAAAAGAACACAGAGAUGUUGAGCGUGAUUUGCCUGAUCAGCUGAUCUGCAUGAUCCCCCGAUUGCUCUGUGUGAUUGGUCAAUUCUGCAUAAAAUUUCCAACAUUUACUUCCCUUUUUAAAAUAAUCUUUCACAACCAUCAUACCAUGGGAAAGAAUUCAAUAUAACCUGUAUACAGACAUCGCUUGGCACCCGGUGCAUUAUUCCAUUAAUAUUUUCACUCCUAACUUUGGCUAACCGGCUAGGCCAUUUUAGUGAUUUCAGAUGGCAACUGCAAGGAAAAAUACGUGGCAACCAUAUAUGGAAUUCUUUCCCAAGCGGGAACUGGAAAGAAAAGCCAAUUGGCUGAUGAGAUGAAGUUGGACACACCAGAGAUUUCGUGGCAUGGUCGGGAGCCCAUCUACAGCGUUGACUUCCAGCCAUGCAACUCUGGCGCCAGUAAGAAGGAACCUAGACGACUGGCCACGGCAGGAUGUGGUACAGAUGGCAACUUGCGGAUUUGGUACAUCAAGAUCAACAACGAUGGGAAGGCCAUGGCAGAGUUUGCAUCAAAUCUGUCCCGACACACCAAGUCGGUCAACGUUGUGCGCUUCUCUCCCGACGGCCAAAUCCUCGCAUCUGGUGGAGAUGACUGCCUAGUGAUCUUGUGGAAGUUGACAGAUACACAAGGGGGCAGCUCGGCCUUUGGCAAGGAGGACGAAGAGUGUAAGGAAGGGUGGACUGCAUUCAAGAUGCUCAGGGGUCACCUGGAGGAUGUCUAUGACCUUUCCUGGUCCCCCAGUGGCAGUCGUUUGCUGUCCGGCUCGGUGGACAACAGCGCCAUCAUUUGGGAUGUGGCCAAAGGUGAGAAGCUUGUUAUUUUCAAGGAUCACCGUAGCUUUGUCCAAGGCGUGGCUUGGGACCCACUGGGUAAAUACUGUGCCACUCUCAGCUGUGACAGGUCAUUUCGUUUGUACAACCUUAACAACAACCGCUGUGCUUUCAACAUCACCAAGAUGUCCCUGGCAACUACCACAAACAGUGGCGAGGGCAUCACCAAGCAGUGUCGUAUGUUCCAUGAUGACAGCAUGAGGUCCUUCUUCCGUCGGCUGACCUUCAGUCCUGACGGACAACUUUUGAUUGUGCCCUCUGGUUGUCUGGAGAUGGGCGAAGUAUCACCCUCAUGCAACACCACCUAUAUGUUCACACGGUCCUCAAUUCCAAGACCAGCUGCGCACCUCCCUGGACCACCCAAGGCCACCCUGGCUGUCCGCUGUUGCCCUGUAUUCUUUGAACUUCGUAAAGCUGACGAAGAGACUCAAGAAGCGACAGAAAAUUCAACCAAGGAAGAAAGAAUGGACACUUCAGAGGUCACAGGCCCAAACAAAGAUCCUGUAGAGGCGGAGAAGGCUGAUGCAACCAAGGAGACAGCAUCCUCCGCAGAAUCGGUCCAAAACAGCAAAGAACCUCAGUCUCUGUUCAGCCUGCCAUAUAGAAUCGCCUUUGCUGUGGCAACGGAGGACAGUAUUCUUUUGUACGACACUCAGCAGACUAUUCCAUUUGGGUUGAUUUCCAAUAUCCACUACCACCAACUGAGUGACGUUUCAUGGUCAUCUGAUGGCCAAAUCCUGGUUGUCUCCUCGACAGAUGGUUACUGCUCAUUAGUCACUUUUGAGGAAGGUGAGAUUGGUGUGCCCUACAAAACAGCACCAGUGGUUCCCGUGGCAACGGUGGGGUCAAAUGUCACUGCAGCAAGUGAAACGGCAUGUGGUAAACCGCCAACCAGUGUAAUUCCAGCUAGCCAGGCUUCAUUUGGCCAAGCCAAGCCAGUGACCAGUGAGACACUGGCAGGGAUGAAUGUUCAUAAAGUGACGGCAAAUCAAGGAGGGAGUGCAUCUGCUGUUGCUAAGGUGGAGCCAAGGAGGAUAGCUCUCACAACACUUGGUACCAGCACAGCCCCCAAAACAACAGGCUCACAACCGAGACGCAUCUCAACCACACAACUGUCUAGCCCUCCCUCGAGUCAAUCAAAUCCAUGCCCUACAGUAUCAACCAAUCAGAAUCCAACAGCCACUGGCUACAGCACACCAAACUCCCAGAUGCAAACAGUUCAUAAAUCACCCCAAGGUGUACAACCAAGACGUAUCCAGCUUACCACGCUGUCAAUUUCAAAGCCUCCAGUCAGUGAAGUAUCUCCAACAAACAAAUCUGUUGCCAUGGUGACUACUCCUGUGUCGACCAUUAACCAGAUGCCCUUAACAACCGACAUCCAAGGCACUCAGUCCCUCAGAAAGGGAAUGGCAGAGCCCGUUUUGGACAACAAAAAAAUUGAGGCUAUUAAUGUUCCAGAGGGGGACUCUCCAAUGGAGGGUGUGACCGAAAUUGCUCCUAAGAGCCAAGACAAAGACGUCAUGUUGACUACCUGAAGAAAGUUUGAGAAAAAAAUUUUGCUAGAAAGCUUCAUUUAUUGAACAAACUGUACAAAGGUAUGUGCUUCAAAUAGAUGGCAUACAAGAUAAACUUCUUCUGGCAGACCCAUAUAUGUUGAGUUUUUCAGCCAACAUGUUUGCACAAACUAUUUUGUUCUUUGAGUCACAAAAUUUCCUUUUGGUCGAAUUAACUGACAGCCUUUUUUUUAAUCCAGCACACUUAUUCUGCAAAAGACAACACCCCCAAACAUUUUGUUACAAAGACAACAGCAAUGAACAAUUGGGCUUUAGUUUCUAGUUCUGAUCUCUCCAAGUGUGUCAAAUGGGAUAUGGAUCAGAUCUAUUGCUGAAUAUGCACCCUAGCCAAUAAAUUAUUUAAGGUCUAUGUGUUCAUGUCAAAGCAAAAGAUUCUCAGUGACAAGGGAAAAUUUGACAGUUUUACAGUAGGAUUUUAAUUGCUAAUGAAAGUAUUAAAAGAAUACACUGGUGGUUUCCAUAAAAGGAAAUCAUGUUUGAUUUAAAAGUUAGUUGAUUUUGAUACCAAAGUAAACUAAAAAGAUGGGUAAGUUGAACGUUUACUUACAGUGUAGGUAGCAAUUCUGCCCAUAUUCCACUGUUUCAAUUUAUUAUGCCAAUAAUAAAGGUAUUCAACAUUG
Messenger RNA from Acanthaster planci (crown-of-thorns starfish), 3293 nucleotides. Its product is annotated as chromatin assembly factor 1 subunit B-like. Gene Ontology annotation, molecular function: protein binding. Gene Ontology annotation, biological process: DNA replication-dependent chromatin assembly; nucleosome assembly. The record is from RefSeq and is a predicted model, not a curated record. Gene Ontology annotation, cellular component: nucleus; CAF-1 complex. NCBI's taxonomy places the organism in Eukaryota, Metazoa, Echinodermata, Asteroidea, Valvatida, Acanthasteridae.